GGUCCUCCCUUUGUUUCGUAGUUUCCCUUGGUGGGUCGCACUGAUGUAUUCCUGUUUCGCACUUUAAUAUUAACAAUAUAUGCAAAAUUACGUAGUUGCUGCAUGUUAAUAUUUAUUUUCUUCAGGGUUUUGUAAAUUCGGGAUGUUCUUAUCGUUAACAUGGAGACAAAACGAGGGGAGAUUCCCAGCGGUUUAUUGGACGACCUCUGCAGUCGAUUCAUCCUGCACAUUCCCAGUGAAGAAAGGGACAAUGCAAUUCGAGUGUGUUUUCAAAUUGAGCUGGCCCAUUGGUUUUACCUGGAUUUCUGCAUGCAGAACUCACCAGGAUUACCUCAGUGUGGGAUAAGAGACUUUGCCAAAGCUGUUUUUAAUCACUGUCCAUUUUUACUGCCUCAUGGAGAAGAUGUGCAGAAGGUUUUAGAUCAAUGGAAGGAGUACAAAAUGGGUGUUCCAACAUAUGGUGCAAUUAUUCUUGACGAAACACUUGAAAAUGUACUGCUAGUUCAGGGUUAUCUUGCGAAGUCUGGCUGGGGCUUUCCUAAAGGUAAAGUCAACAAGGAGGAGGCUCCACACGACUGUGCUGUACGAGAAGUGCUUGAAGAGACGAGCUUUGACAUCCGUGAUCGCAUCUGCAAAGAUAACUUCAUAGAGUUGAAAAUCAAUGAUCAGUUGGCUCGUUUGUACAUAAUACCAGGGGUGCCAAAGGAUACAAAAUUCAAUCCCAAGACGAGAAAAGAAAUAAGGAAUAUUGAAUGGUUCUCAAUAGAGAAGCUUCCUAGUCACAGGAAUGACAUGACUCCCAAAUCCAAACUUGGACUAGCUCCUAACAAGUUCUUUAUGGCCAUUCCAUUUAUUAGACCACUUAGAGAAUGGAUAACAAAGAAGUAUGGAGGGUCUUCAGACAGCGACAAUGGAAUCAAUUCAGCAGGAAGCACUCCAUCCAAACCUCACAUGGACAAAAUCCGAUCCAGAGCAAGGCAGAGUCAAGUGUUGCCUGAUGGGUCUCCAGGAGAGCUGUGGGUUAAACAAAGGCAGCAACCACAAAAGCCGUUCAACCAAACAAAUCAACAAGAGCUGUUUGAUAUUUUAAAAAUGAAGAACCAGGGUCUGAAGGGGAAUGGUAAAAAGCUGCACCAGGAUUCCCCUAACAUGAAGAAAAGGGCAAAUGGGGUAAACAAUCAACAGGUUAAACCUCACCAAUCUGCAAAGUCAGAGAAGAGGCUUCAACCAAGACGACUUCAGGACAACUUUGAAACAGAUGCAGUAUGUGAGUUAUGCAGCUCCAAUGAUGAACAGCCACUUGACCACACAGAGAGGCCGUGUGGUGCAUGCAGUGGGGACUGUGAAUAUGUCCUCUCUUCCAGGGCUUUUCUUGGCUUCAAGUUUGAUCGGGAUGCUAUCAUGAAAUGCUUUGAGUUAUAAUGGAGUGAAUGGUUCACAAUCAGGAGGGUAAUAGACUUGUAACCAAGGUCAUAUUUUGAAGGACAUGCAAAGGGCAAAUUAGAGGAGUAUAUCGAUUUGUAAUGUUUUUAAACUAGCACAAUGCAACAGUGUUGCAGGAAUGAACAAUAGUUAUUCUAAGUAGUUUCUUGCUAAUUUUAUAACAUUCAAUUUAGCGUUUCACUCACUUCAAAGUAGGAUACUUGGUGUUAUUUUAAAUAAUAAUAAAAAGCCUUUCUCUCGCUCUCAGGACUUUUAAGAAAUGCAGGGAUACUGCUUGAAGUGGGAGGGGCAAACUGUAAAUGCAUUUUUUUUUUUUUCAUUGAAUUGUAAACCUUUUCAGUAUCCCCCCCCCCCCCCCCCGAUAAACUUAAGGGUAUGGUGGACAACAAGCUUUUUUUCACAAUAUAUUGUUGUAGUUGUAUUUUCUUGCUUUACAUUGAGGAAUGUGUGUGCUGGUAAAGUCAUUUCUCAGAGCAUUACUGUGGUUUAUAAUGAACCUGCUUUGAGUUGAACAGUGUUGAAUUUGGCAAUGCAUCUUCUGUACUGUACAUUGUUUACAGAGAACUAAUUGGGAUUUUGAAUGGACCAGGAGGUAUUUCAUUUUUUUUUUUUUUUUUAAAGGAAUACAGUGCAGUAACUUUUUUUUUUUUUUUUUUUUUUUUUUUUUUUAAUUAUUUUUAGUAAUAUAAUUAAGUACUAUUCUGGGUUUCUUUUCUAAGUGUUUGUAUUUGUUAGGGGUCUGUAACCUUACAGUAGUAUUGUGCUAUUUUUGGUGAAACGCCUACACUUUGUUUUAUUUCUGGGGGUGGAUUUGUAAAUGCAGCUUUGGGAUCAGUGACAAGUGAAAUGCAAGUAUCCUAUUUUUUUAAAUAUUUUUAAUUGCAAAAUAUCAAAAGAGACACUGACGGAUAACAAUUCAAAAGAAUUAAAAACUGCAAUCUCAUGAAAGGAUCAUUUAAGCUCUGUAUACUGUGUACCUGCACAUUUGUUUUAUUGUAGUUUCUGUUUUCUUCAGUGCUGUUAGGAUUGAGGUAUGUGGACCUCAUUUCUUCCUCUGCUGGCUAGCGUAGAUCACCUGUAUUUGGAUCCAGGUAUUCUGAGAUCUUGAAACCUAUGAGAUAAGCAACAUUUGCUAUUGUUGUACGCAAUUAAUAAGUGUGCUGCUGACAUACAUACAGCUGUGAAUUCAAAAUGGUAAAGUAUAUGUGUGGACCUACAUUUACAUGUAAAAAAUGUAGGUAUGAAAUAUACAUCCCUAGAUACACUCCGUGAAUUGCUGAAGAACAGCCAUGCCAAGUUUCAUCACAAUUGGAGUGGUGGUUCUCCAGAUAUGUGCAGAAAUAAGUGUUCUUUUGGGUACCUCCGUAGUAUCCCCAGUGGAGUUAAUACACAUGUAUUAACCAUGUGUAAUAAACAGGUACAAGUUAACUUGAGCUACUAACAGCAGUUUUAAUUUUCCAAUAGAGCAAAUCAGUUAUGAAUGCUAGUUUUAAAGGUAAUCAUUAGUUCAUUUUAAAGUAGAUACAUGUUGUAGUAGUGCACAUAUUUGUUACUGUACAGGCUUAAACAGUGUGAAAUCAAGUCUAAAAAGCAUUUGGUGUAAAUGACUAGUAAUUCUGGAGACUGUAGUUUCCGUCUGGGGGGAAAAAAAACCUGCCCACAACUUAGAAGUACUAUUUCUAGUAGUUUUUACCUUUUUGUUUUUUUCAUGUAGGUCCCUCAUGACUCGCUCAUCAAUUGUUAACAGUUCUUAACACCAAGUAGUUUUACACUGAACUACACUUGUGUUUAAGCUGCAUGAUGUGUUGACCUUGACAUCAGUGUGGUUGUAGACAGAAUCUAGUCCAUAGAACCAUCUUUUUGAACCCUCUAUAGCAAUUACAAGUGGAGACAGUUUUUAAAGUGCAGUGUGUAUACAAACAUUUUUAGCACGUCGCUAUAAUAAACCUGGCUUUAAAAAAUGAAAAUUUGAGACAUGUUUUAGCCAUGCUGAUCAAAUCAGAUACAAAUGAGAGAUGAAAAAAGCCAAAAAAGAAUAAAAUGAAAUCUUGGUCCUCAUAAUAGUACAGUUAUGUUGGAAAAUGUGAUACUGUUUCUAACUCGGAGGGAGUCAGUAAUUUAUUUCUCUAGAUGCAGAUUUAUUUAAUAUUUUAAAUCUAUCUGAAAAACCAACUGAUCUGUUUGUAUGGCGAUGUUUUUCAGUUGUGAUUCCUUAGUUGCUCAGUUUAUAUAUAUAUAAUAUAUUAUUAGUGCCUUGCAAAAGUAUUCAGACCCCUGACCAAUUC
Messenger RNA from Polyodon spathula (Mississippi paddlefish), 3728 nucleotides. RefSeq names its product m7GpppN-mRNA hydrolase-like. Gene Ontology annotation, molecular function: manganese ion binding; 5'-(N(7)-methylguanosine 5'-triphospho)-[mRNA] hydrolase activity; RNA binding. The transcript has 11 exons. Gene Ontology annotation, cellular component: P-body; cytoplasm. Bases 160 to 1422 code for a protein of 420 amino acids. The record is from RefSeq and is a predicted model, not a curated record. Lineage: Eukaryota; Metazoa; Chordata; Actinopteri; Acipenseriformes; Polyodontidae. Gene Ontology annotation, biological process: nuclear-transcribed mRNA catabolic process, nonsense-mediated decay; deadenylation-dependent decapping of nuclear-transcribed mRNA.